AUGCAACAAGACACAAAUUUUUCCGGUUAUUACUGGAAAAGACCUUUGACUCUCAACGAACUCUUAGCUGAGGCAGAGGAGUUGGAACUUGGUGAUGACGCAGUUCCCACUGAAAUAGUGAUUUUCCCACCUGAAAACGAUGAUAUAACAGAUGAAGACAGUGGCGAUGAAGGUAACGUGGACAUAAAUAACCUACCUGGAGGACAGCUUGGAGAUAAUGCUGAGUUUAUGGAUAUGGCCCCUCCAGCCGAGCAUAACAGUGUAGACGAGUCGAUGGUGCCCUACUACGGAAGACAUCCAACGAAACAAUUCAUUCGUGGGAAACCCAUUCGCUGGGGAUAUAAAAUAUGGACUGGAACCAACAGAUUAGGAUAUAUUGAGUGGUUUGAGCCAUAUCAAGGUUCAAAUACUAAACUGUCAGAUGAAUAUAAGCCUUUAGAAAUGGGCGCAAGUAUUGUCCUUGAGUUCGUAGAUGCUUUAAAGGCCUCUCAAAAAGACAUGAAUUACCACAUCUUUUUUGACAAUUUACUUACGUCGUUGCCGCUGCUUUCUGAAUUAAAAUCUAGAGGCGUAAAAGGUACUAGAAUAAUUCGGGAAAAUCGUUUAUCAAAAAAUUGCCCAAUAGUGACAGCCGGUGAAAUAAAGAAACAACCACGUGGUAAUUUUGACUAUGCUACAACAGAAGAGAAUGAAAUUGUGGUCUGCAAGUGGCAUGACAAUAGUAUUGUCAACAUCGCUUCCAAUUAUUCUAUGGUUUUUCCAACUAUACAAGUCAAAAGAUUUUCUAAGAAAGAUAACAAGGUGAUUCUCGUCCCACAGCCGCAUAUUAUCAAAAUAUAUAACGAAAACAUGGGCGGAGUAGACAGGGCAGACCAAAUCAUAAGUUUAUACAGAACAUGCAUUCGAGGCAAAAAAUAG
Messenger RNA from Anthonomus grandis grandis, 918 nucleotides. Its product is annotated as piggyBac transposable element-derived protein 3-like. The coding region runs from base 1 to 918 and encodes 305 amino acids. NCBI's taxonomy places the organism in Eukaryota, Metazoa, Arthropoda, Insecta, Coleoptera, Curculionidae. The transcript is spliced from 3 exons. The record is from RefSeq and is a predicted model, not a curated record. Gene Ontology annotation, molecular function: sequence-specific DNA binding.